AACAAGAGGCACAGAAAAGUUAGGAGCGGAUUUUCCUGUCGUCUUGCCUGCAGCAGCAUCCGUCGAGAGCAUCAUGGCGAAUAAAGCACAGCAGCCUCCUCACCUGCACCUGGCCGAGGUCACCGCGUCCCAGUUCCUCGACAUCUGGAAACAUUUUGACGCUGACGGUAAUGGCUACAUCGAGGGGAAGGAGCUGGAGAACUUCUUCAGGGAGUUGGAGAUGGCCCGGAGAGGAGCAGGGGUGGACCCUUCAAACCCCACAUUCAGAGAAAAGAUGAAGGAGUUCAUGCAGAAGUUCGACAAGAACAAAGAUGGACGAAUUGAGAUGUCAGAGCUGGCCCAGAUUCUCCCAACUGAAGAGAACUUCUUGCUCUGCUUCAGACAGUUUGUCAGCUCCAGUGCUGAGUUUAUGGCGGCAUGGCGGCGAUAUGACACAGACCGCAGUGGCUACAUUGAAGCAAAUGAAUUGAAGGGCUUUCUGUCAGACCUUCUGGAGAAGGCCAACAGACACUACGAUGACCAGAAGCUGCAGGAGUACACACAGACCAUACUCAGGAUGUUUGAUCUGAAUGGAGAUGGGAAGCUGGGCCUGUCGGAGAUGGCAAGGCUUCUCCCUGUUCAGGAGAAUUUCUUACUCAAAUUCCAGGGUGUCAAGUUGACCUCUGAGCAGUUCAAUGCCAUCUUCACAUACUAUGACAAGGAUGGGAAUGGCUACAUUGAUGAGCAGGAGUUGGACGCUCUGCUACGAGACCUUUACCAGAAAAACAAGAAGGAGGUGGACUUGAAGAACCUGACGGGCUACAAGCAGAGCAUCAUGAGCCUGUCCGAUGGAGGGAAGCUCUACCGUGGCGAGCUGGAAAUCAUCCUCUGCAGGGAUCCGAUUGUGUGACUCUUUCUCCUCUCUUGUUGUAUAUCCUCAUUUUCUCUGCCUGCCCUGCCCUGCUCUCCCCUAACCACACACACUCUCAGCUGCCUGGCAACAUAUACCAGGUGCAUGUGCCAGGACCCCCCUCCCCCCGCCAUCAACCCCUCCUAAAGCUACAACUUCAGGAUGAAUGAUAAGUGCACUGUCAGCACGCAACAGCUCUUCUCAUCUGACCUCUCCACCCUAACCGUGACCUGUCUGAAACCUUUAGCUUGUCCCCUUUUCAGCUCUCCCCCAUGUCCUCAGCCGUUUCUGACCUCAUCCCUGCCCAUGCUGUGCCUGACUUGCAACUCCUAGCCAAAAGCCCGAACCCAUUCUUCCACAGAAAUGACGUUUUGACCUGUUGAUAACCCCUAAACCUUGACCCCAGCUUCAUUGACCCCUCCAUUCCCUUGCUCUUUGAACUUUGCAUUAGAUACAAUAUAUAGUCAAACAAAACUGCAGACAGCUGUGUUUGAAUUGAUCUAAUUUAUAGUCUGUGAUGGAACUGGUAUUGAUUUUUCCACCUCUAUUUGUCCUGAAGCCCUCUUGUUCCAUUGCCAUGAUAUGAUUUUCAUUUUCAGUGUUUGUUUUUGGCUGAUACUGUCAA
Chelmon rostratus (copperband butterflyfish) is the source of this 1514-nucleotide messenger RNA. It is a transcript of the gene calb2a, whose product is annotated as calbindin 2a. The transcript is spliced from 11 exons. Gene Ontology annotation, biological process: regulation of presynaptic cytosolic calcium ion concentration; regulation of long-term synaptic potentiation. Bases 74 to 889 code for a protein of 271 amino acids. Gene Ontology annotation, cellular component: dendrite; synapse; terminal bouton. Gene Ontology annotation, molecular function: calcium ion binding. The record is from RefSeq and is a predicted model, not a curated record. NCBI's taxonomy places the organism in Eukaryota, Metazoa, Chordata, Actinopteri, Chaetodontiformes, Chaetodontidae.